Messenger RNA from Penicillium macrosclerotiorum, 579 nucleotides. Its product is annotated as DUF4149 domain-containing protein. The transcript has 3 exons. NCBI's taxonomy places the organism in Eukaryota, Fungi, Ascomycota, Eurotiomycetes, Eurotiales, Aspergillaceae. Bases 1 to 579 code for a protein of 192 amino acids. The record is from RefSeq and is a predicted model, not a curated record.
AUGGACCGCUUCUUGAGUACCGUGGGAAACCUGCUUCCCUACCACCUCAUGUCAUAUGGGGCUUUGCUGGGAACAGAGCUGUACCAGAAGGUGAAAGAGCAUACUACUGACUGGCCUGGGAAGAGUUUUGUCAACACCAAGAUCUGCUUUCAGGCGCUCCCAAUGCGCGAGUUCAUCGUCUUGCAGAAGCGUAUAUUCCCUGUUUAUUUCGGUUGCCAAGUCGGCCUCACAGCUUUAACAGCAGCGACCUAUCCUCCAUAUAGUUUGAUUUCAUUGGUGAAGGAUCCGUGGGGGAUCACGUCACUCGCCGUCGUUCUGGUCACUGGGUCCUUGAAUUGGUUUGUCUUUGGACCCAGGACAACAACAACGGCUCUAGAGAAGUCUACAAAUGCUGAAGUUGGAGAAGAAACUGCAGAGAGCCAAGAAAAUCCAGGAAGUGUAGACGAUGGAAAAGCUCAUCGAGCAAAUCGCAACUUUGCUCGCAACCACGCCAUGUCGAUUCACCUGAAUGCCAUCGGCCUCAUUGCGACCGUCUGCUACGGCUUCUCACUGGCCUCGGGUCUUUCAAUGCGCACCUAG